This is a messenger RNA of Oryzias latipes (Japanese medaka), 3879 nucleotides long. NCBI's taxonomy places the organism in Eukaryota, Metazoa, Chordata, Actinopteri, Beloniformes, Adrianichthyidae. The record is from RefSeq and is a predicted model, not a curated record.
AAAACAACUUUUUCAGCAGGGCAGGAUUCCUGCUCCUCCUCCCUUUCCUGUCCCCCUUGCAGCCUGAAUUCUGAUUGGCUAAGAGCAGAGGAGUCUUUCCUACUCCUGCAGUUGGACCAUUGACCUCCCUUUGAGUAUCAGGAUGGAUUUACGGGCUGGUUUGAAUCAGUUUGAAGCAGGAAUGUCUGGGAAAGGCACACACCGCCUCGAUAAGCGUGGCACAACCUACUUUUGCACAAUAAUACGGAAGCUCAUUUAUGUCAAAAUUACUCUUGGUGGGGAUCUAGGGGUGAAGCUGCAAGAAAAACUUUUAUUUAGAGGGUAGGAUUCCUCAUGCAGAUGUGGGUAAUGUGUUCUGGGCCUUUUUUUAUUUUUAUUUUUUUUACAAUUUCUUUACUUUUUUUUACAACAAAAGAAAAAAAAAGACAAUAUCUCUUUCACCUUCAAACUUUUUCAUUUUAUGGCAUGUUUUUCUUGUUUAUUAAUUCCUUUGCUCCUUUACAAAUAACUUAGCUCUCUUGCUUUUUUAGAUAUUAUUAAUUUAGGAUUGUGCUAAUUUACGGUAACUUUCUUUUCUUAAUCUCUUCAAAACUGUUGUUUAAAUUGCACUUUUAGAAAAACAAAAGCUUUACCAGCUUUAGCAUGUUUAGGCAGGUUUUUAGAAAUGUAAUUUCUGAACAUAAUAUUGCACUCUUUAACAAACUUAUGUCCUUUCUACUGUCAAUAGCAAUCUAAUUAAAAAAAGGAAGACGGCUUUUGCUGAAAUGCUUUUGUUUGUUCUUUUUAAAUUCAUCAAUAAUAGACCUUUAUGGAAAAACGCAGCAACUCUGCUUUGAAAUAUUUUUUUACAUUUUUUUUUUCUGCAAGCUAGUGGUGUAGUAUAAAUUAACGUUUUAGAUCAACAUGUUAAAAAUAAAAACACAGGCAAAGCUGAAUCUAUUCAGACCCUAAAUAAAUAUAUUUGUGUUUACAUUAGUUACAUGUGUUUUCUGAUUGUGCAAUGAACCAUAAAAUGGAAUUGAAGUCUGUAACUUUUGACCUUCCCUUAUUGUUCAGAUAACAAAGAUCGAAUUAUUGAACAAAGUGGUACUGCAGUCUCGCUUUCCUUUUGUCACCGCAGAGCUUCCAUACAUAAACAGAAACCCUACAGUUCUGUCAGAGAAACAUCUGGAGCAGUUGAAUUGUGGGUCGUCUUGGCCAUCAGUCAUGUUGUUCUUGGCUGCUCGUACGCUCCACAGUGGGGUUUCCUGUUGCCAAGGUGGCAGGCGCUUCAUAGCAACAGUCAUCUCUGGCAACAAGACAUCGAGGUUGGUGAGGCAGAAACUGAAGAAGCAGGUGGAGAAGAUGAAGAGUGAGUUCUCAGGGUUCAGACCCAGCCUGGUGGUUUUGCAGGUGGGAGACCGAGACGAUUCCAACCUGUACAUUAGCACCAAACUGAAAGCUGCAGCUGAGAUUGGCAUGGAUGCCAAACAUGUGCGGCUGCCAAAGACAGCAACACAGGAAGAGGUCUUGCAAAGCAUCAUGUCCGUCAACGAGAACCCAUCUGUCCACGGUCUGAUUGUCCAGCUGCCUCUGGAUUCUGUCAACCAGAUUGACUCUGAGCUCAUCACCAACGCCGUCUCUCCGGAUAAGGACGUAGAUGGUUUGAGUUGCAUAAAUGCAGGAAAGUUAUCCCGGGGAGAUAUGAAGGACUGUUUCAUCCCCUGCACCCCAAAUGGCUGCAUGGAGCUCAUCAGACAGACAGGCGUGUCGGUGGCAGGCAAACAUGCGGUUGUUAUAGGCCGCAGCAAAAUUGUUGGAGCUCCAAUGCAUGACCUGCUGCUGUGGAACCACGCUACUGUGACCACCUGUCACUCCAAGACGCCUGACCUACCGGAGCAGGUAAGCCGGGCCGACAUCCUGGUGGUGGGGGCGGGCAGAGCAGAGAUGGUGAGAGGAGACUGGUUGAAGGAGGGGGCGGUGGUCAUCGACUGUGGCAUCAAUCAUGUCCCAGACGAGACCAAAGCCAGCGGCAAGCGGGUGGUUGGAGAUGUCCACUAUGCUUCAGCCAAUCAGAGAGCAGGAUUUAUUACACCGGUUCCAGGGGGGGUGGGGCCAAUGACAGUGGCCAUGCUGAUGGAGAACACGGUGCAGAGCGCUCAGCGUUUCCUCCUCAGAAAGCAGCUGUGCAGGUGAAACAAGAACUCUGGAAGUUCUAGAAGUGAAGAAAAAAAAGCACCGAUAAAGAUAUUUUCUACAUAUGAACCACUUACAAGUUUGUUCCCCACAAGAGUUUAAAAGGAAUAAAUGUGUUUUAUUUUUCCUUCUACACUGAAGAUCAGCAUCAACUGUUAAUAAAAAGGUAAUCAGUGACAGUGAUGCUGAAUAAAACCAGAAAAAAUGCAAAUUUGUUGGGUUUUUUUAGGUAUUUUAAUGGCAGAAAACCAAACAUUGAUUCACAUGUUUGUCAGUUUUUUUGAAAAGGUGAAAAAAGGUUUGUUUUGAAUUUAUCAUUCAAAGCUAAUAACAAUAAUGAAUGUAGAUGGGUGUGUAAUUUGCUGGUUGUUUUAAUGUGAAAGCGUUAAAGUUCCUUUAAUAAGUGACCUUACUAAUGUCUGAAUGGAGGAUUCUUACGGGUUUUUUUUUAAUAACAUCUGCUUUUUUAGUUUUAUGUUCAUUUUUUGACUGUAAAGAAAGAUAAACAAAAUGUUGUUUUUUUGCAUAUGUCAAGAUAAAGAAAAAUAUUAAGUAACAUAAACAAACUUCUGAAGAAAUUAUUAACGUAUCUAAAACAAACAGUUGAAAAAAUACAAAGAAAUGAUGUUAGAAAUGACUGACAGCCGUGUUAUUGGAGCUGCAGUCAGUCUGACUGAUGAUGAGUGGUGGUCAAGAUGAAGGCAGCUCGCCAGUCUGCUGAUGAAGCCUGAAAUCCUUUAGGCAUUUCUUUGUGUGGUUAAUUUCAAUUUCAACCUUCAGGCAAAGUCUUCUGAUGUUAGAUCCAUAAACAUUAUUCUGGCAGAAAGCUGCAUUUUGGAAAUUUCACGCAUUUUUGUAACUGUAGUUAACAUUUCAUCUUAAAACAAAGUAAGAUAUGCCUCCAAUGUUUUACGACAAUGAAGAUCAAAUUUCAUUUAAAUAAUACUCUAUAUUUUAAUAUCAGACAAAAGGAAAAACAGAUGAUGUGACCAUCAAUUACUAAGUAAUAAAUUAAAGAAAGAACAAAGUAUAAGGCACGAUUAAAUUUGCUCAUAGACCAAACAGAAUUUUAUUUCAAAAAUAUUUAUUAAGCAACAUGUUGUUUUAAAAUGCUGAAAUCAUUAAAAAACAAAUUCAUCAUAUAACAUUUUUUACAAUCCAAUUCAGUCAAGAUUAGUUCAGUAAAACUAAAUUAUUGUAAGUCAACCAACAAAUACGAGAAAUGGUUUUUGGUGUAGUUACUCAACUGAGAACUCACUUUCUUUAAUUAGUUAUAUUAAUCAAUAAUUUUUGAUAAGAACAUUUUUUUGAAUAAAGCAAAUAAAAAGAAAAAAAUGAUUUUUCAAUAUUAAUAAAGGUUUGCAGGUUUACAAUCAGUAUCAGUUUUGUGAAAGUGGGAAUUGGUGCUUUUAUUGUUUUCUGAGGUUGUGUUGCUUUUUUCUUUUAAUCUUCUACUUUUUCGGUUAAGUGUUAGUUGCAAUUAUUCAGCUAUUUCUGUUUGUGUUGAUUGCCUCUCAGUUUUUUAAACAUCAUGUGUUAUCACUCUUCUUGUUUUUCUUUGUUUAUCAUAUCAAACCAUUUUUCCCCCUGUAUGAUGAUGUCAUUGUCAACCAAGUUCAGCACCUGAAAAUUGAUAUUUAUGAUCAUGUAAAUUAUUUUUAAAUAAUUUUUUCAAUAAAAAUAAAAUAUUAAUUUCCAUACUAA